This is a messenger RNA of Phytophthora nicotianae INRA-310, 1147 nucleotides long. RefSeq names its product serine/threonine protein kinase. Gene Ontology annotation, biological process: protein phosphorylation. Lineage: Eukaryota; Oomycota; Peronosporomycetes; Peronosporales; Peronosporaceae. Gene Ontology annotation, molecular function: protein kinase activity; ATP binding. The transcript has 2 exons. The record is from RefSeq and is a predicted model, not a curated record. Bases 32 to 1147 code for a protein of 371 amino acids.
GCUGAACGUCGGACCACCUCGGAAAGGAUGAAUGGCUUCAUUUCCAGUCUUCCCUACACAUGAAGAGCCUUUUCCUAAUGACGAAGUGUUGAUUUUUUCGCAAAUCAACGGUUUAUGUGCACAACAAUGUUGCGGUGUCGUAUGGUUUGUGCCAGACUUUCAUUCGUGCACUUGUCAAUUGGCCAUGACGUCUCCAUUCCACAAAGUAGCGCGCAAAAUCUCGCACAAACUGGACGAGUAUGAGGCCGCGGUGGUGGACCGCUACACUGCCGUGGGGGAGAACUUGACACAGACGCGAGUCCGCGUCAAAAGCAGCCUGAACAGUCAAGAAAAGAAGCUGUCGGAGACGUUCGAGCACUGCGAAACCGCAAUAGUCAACAGCUAUACCGCCAUGGGGGAGCAUUUAACACAGACACAAGAGAGACUCAAGGAUAAACUCAACAGUCAAGAGCGGAGAAUCUCCGAGAAGGCAGCGCAACUUCUGUCAAAGCCUGGAGUUCCGAAGAUGCUAAACCCUCUACGUGAUAAGCUCAAUGGAGAGUGUCUGGCCAUCGAAGCAGAGACAGUGGAGUCACAAGGAAGAGUCGACAGUUCGAAUGAGUCUAUUGACCUCAAAAACCCAGGGAAGGAGUCGUUUGAUGACCAUAGCACCGUUACUUCGGAUUCGGAAUGUUCCUAUACGGAAUACCAUCCGGACGAUUACAUCAUUAACAAGGGGCGGAUACCUCGUGAGAAGGUGGUUGUGCAGGAGUUUAUCAGUCGUGGAGCGUUCGGUAAAGUGUAUAAAGGGACGUACAAUGGCCAACUUGUGGCUGUGAAGACGAUGAGUGACGUGGACACGUUCGUCAAGGAGAUCAAGAUGGCGUGUUCCAUGAGCCAUCCGAACAUCGUGCAGUUCAUUGGCGUGGCGUGGAAUUAUCGUGAAGACUUUUGUUGUGUGAUGGAAUACAUGGAUGGAGGGGAUUUACGAGGUCUGAUGGAUAAAUACGAAGAAGAGAACCGUCGGACAGGCUUCGAUGCGGCCAAGGUCACGAUCGCGCUGCACGUCGCUCACGCUCUGGCGUAUUUACACUCUCGAGACAUUCCCGUGAUCCAUCGCGACUUGAAGUCAAAGAAUAUAUUGCUGAACGAAGCGUUGGAGCGAUGA